CUGUUCUCCUCUCAGCAGUCGUUCUCCGGCUGAUCUCAUCGUGUCUGUCUGAUCUCACGUUAAUAUUCGGAUCGUUAAUAAUCGGAUCAAUAAUAUCUGGAUCAAUAAUAUCUGAGGAGAUGAAGCUCUGCAGAGGAUCCAUGCUGCUUCUGCUGCUUCUCUUCUGUCUGCCAGUUUCCCGGGCCGCUCACGGUCGUUUCGCUCAGAAGCUGCUGACCGACUUGUUCACCAACUACACCAGCGCUCUGCGGCCGGUGGAGGACACCGACCACAUCAUCAACGUCACGCUGCAGAUCACUCUGUCCCAGAUCAUCGACAUGGAUGAACGGAAUCAGAUCCUGACUACCUACCUGUGGGUCCGCCAGGUGUGGUUCGACGCCUACCUCACCUGGAAGAAGGAGGACUAUGACGGCCUCGACACCAUCCGUAUUCCCAGCAGCUACGUGUGGAGACCUGACAUCGUCCUGUAUAACAGUGCAGACGACGAGUUCUCCAGCUCCAUGGAGACCAACGUGGUCCUCCGUAACGAUGGCCAGGUCAUGUGGGACCAGCCAGCCAUCACCAAAAGCUCCUGCUCUGUGGACGUGGCCUUCUUCCCCUUCGACCUGCAGCAGUGUCACCUGACCUUCGGAUCCUGGACUCACAACGGCAACCAGAUGGACUUGUUCAACGCCCUGGACACCGCCGACCUGGCUGACUUUAUCGACAACGUGGAGUGGGAGGUUCUGGGCAUGCCGGCCAAGAAGAACGUCAUCCUGUACGGCUGCUGUUCGGAUCCGUACCCGGACAUCACCUUCAGCCUCCACCUGAAGAGACGCUCCUCCUUCUACAUCUUCAACCUCCUCAUCCCCUGCAUGAUGAUCUCCUUCCUGGCUCCGCUGGGCUUCUACCUGCCGGCGGACUCCGGUGAAAAAGUUUCUCUGGGCGUCACGGUGCUGCUGGCGCUCACCGUGUUCCAGCUGCUGGUGGCUGAGAGCAUGCCGCCGUCCGAGAGCGUCCCGCUGAUAGGAAAGUACUACAUCGCCACGAUGACGAUGGUCACCGCAUCAACGGCGCUCACCAUCUUCAUCAUGAACAUCCACCACUGCGGCCCCGAGGCGCGUCCCGUCCCGCAGUGGGCCGAGCGCUUCAUCAUGAACUACCUCGCCCGCAUCUGCUUCGUCUACGAGGUUGGGGAGAACUGCCUCGGUGGGACGGCGUCCAAGAAACAGCCUCUGUCGCAGGAGGAGUCUGAAGCCCAGUCCGCCAACGCCGCCAACAGCGCCAACAGCGCCAAAGGAACAAACUGGGACGUGAACGGGCAGGUGUGGGGGGGGAAGGUGGAGGAGGGCGGGGCCGGCGAGGCGCUGAAGUCCAGGCAGGAUGUGAACAACCAGAACGAGUGGAAACAGGAUCUGUUUGUGACCAUCGACCACUCGGAGGAGGAAGGAGCCGCCGGAGGAGGUGAUAGCGAAGCCUGCGGAGGAGGAGGAGGAGGGGAGCACGUGGAGGAGAAGAAAGGUGUCGGAGGUGAAGAGGGAGGCGGCACUGGGGCGAGGAGGAGGGAGAUCGUGGUCAAAAUGCAGUGUAUGUGUCAGCACCAGGGACUUCGCAAGAACAUUGAGUACAUUGCCAACUCGUACCAGGACCAGCGCGCCGCGCAGCUGCGCAUCGGGGAGUGGAGGAAGGUCGCCAAGGUGAUGGAUCGCUUCUUCAUGUGGCUCUUCUUCAUUAUGGUCUUCAUCAUGAGCAUCCUUAUCCUGGGGAAAGCCGUCUGACAUGAUCCGGCUCGCUGAGAGGGGGAGGGUCACGACUCGGUACUAGAUCAUUUGUUUAAUGUUCCAUUCAGUCUAAAAAUCCAUCUUCAUUUCUCAAAACAAGUGAUUGAUGGUGGUUUUGUUCAAAUAGUAACAAAUUCAGAUGAGUUAAAAGGUUUAACCGUUGAUGUAAACUCUAUCUGGCGUCUGGAAACAAAGAGUCCCACCAGGAUGUUAGUUUGAAAGAGACUCGGCAACAGAUUGGUGGAUACUUGAACAAAAGGCCAGAGAUAAUUUUAAAAACUUUGAAAGGGUUUUCUCAAAUAAUGUGAUAUCAGCUGACAGAACUAAAAUUAUUCUGUUAUAGAAACAUCUGCAACACAUGUCUUCAUCAAAUACUGACAUUUGUGUAAAGUUGCCAUUGUAAAGCCAUAUAAUGCUAGAAUAUAACGAGAUGUUAACGGUUAUAAAACAACAAAAAACGGCGUUGAGAAGUGCAAAGCUCCGCCACAUCGCCAAUACAUGUUUUUGACACAAAGGAACUUUUUCAUAUUUUUUAAAACUUCCUUUUUAUUGUGUCCGCACCACAAGAAUGAGGAGUGAUUUUAAUUCCUAGAAAGCUGUUUUGGGCGAGGAAGAGGAAACCAAAUGAAAUGUCAGAUUUCCAUCAAGUUUUUGUUUUUUUUCCACCGUUUGAGUUAUCUUCUUCUGUAACAGUAUAAUGGUUUCCACAUACAAUAGUCUUGGAUGGAAACAAGCAUUCAUUUACUUUUCCUUUUGAUGAUUUUUCUGAAACUCGUUUAAAAAUUUGUGAUACAUUUGGAUGGAAAUCUGGUUUAUACAGUUUUUCCAGAGCUCCUGAUAAAAAAAAUAAACUUCAACUUCACUCAUAAACCAAACUGACCGCUGAGAAAAAAUGUUUUAUGCAGCUUGAUGCGACAUCAAAUUUGUUUAAAAAUGAUCUAAAAAGGUGCAUUUUAAGCUGGUUUCUGCAUGGUUCACUUGUUUGAAGGAAAAGUUGAUUUUAAAGAUGAAACUCAUCAUUACAUGUUUUAAAGAGAUGAAUAUACAUUAUAUGAUGCGGCAGGCGACAUCUUAACGUGAUGAUCAACAAUUAAAUAUAUAUUUGUUAACAUUAAGACACGCACACACACACACCUCACUAUCAAAGUUUAAAAAACGCUUUGUUUGCCACACUGUGUGCUUUUUGACAACUUAAUGAUUAAUGCAGGGUUGUUUUUUACUCACUGAUCACAUUUAAAUUAAUAUAUUUUUUUAAUUUAUCAAUCCAUCUUUCAGUACAGUAUAUAAGAGUAUUCCCAAGUCAACGCUUCCUUGAAUUACCUGAAGUUUGAAGAUUUAAUUUAAUAAAAGACUUGAAAAUAUCAGAAUUGUAAGAAUGACCAAAUUCUCAUUGGUUGUACAAACAAUAGUGUUACUUUCAUCAAGUGUUUCUUCCAGCUUAAAACACCAGGCACUCUUCCGAAAAAGCCCAAAGCGUUUUGUAACUCACUUCACAUUUGAACAAGAAGUGCCCUGAGAAGUCUUUAAAACAACAGCUUGAGUUUCUCCGCGUUUAACGAGAUGCACCUGAAUGCACCACAAAGUCCCUGUGGACGUCCACACCUGGUGCAGCUGCAGAGAAUCAGAAAAGAGACGAUGUGUCGUCUUCGAAGUGUUUUUCCGACAAACGUUCUCGGGUCUGCAGCGACUUAUGGUAAAAAUUGAGACUUUUUAGUACUUCACAUGUAUUGUCGGGCCACCCAGCUUGAAGUCGUGACAUCCCAAACAAACCGAGACGUUUGGUUACCGUAUGUGUUGUGGAGUUUAUGAGUGAAUGCACCAUGAAGUCCCUGUUGACGCCCCUUUUAAUGCCAUUUGGGUGAUUCUCAUGAACAUGGUACAGCUCAUAGCAAACUUCCAAGAGCAUUGAAUACAUAUUUUCUUUGACCCUUUAUAACAUAUACAAUCUAAAGUCACUGUUUAAUAUGAAUUUAUAAUCUAUUUUUAAAAAAUUAAGGCAUUUUCUGACAUUUUUAGAGACACUGAGCAAAAUUCAUUACCGUAACACAUUUUUAAAUAAAAAAAACAAAGAAAGUUUCUUUUUUCUUUGGUGAGCAUAUUUAAGUGCUUGCCAAGGGGUAGCUGGUAUCACCAAAAGGUAUUUUAUUAAAAUUUACACAGAUUUUAAUGCAAACGAUUCUAUCAUUACCGUAACAUUUAACCAUUUUUCUCAUCAAUUUUCAUUCAGAUUUUGUUCUUUAUACAUUGUUAAAAACCGUUAUGUUUGAUUGUAUUCUGUUAAAUUAUACAUUUUUAAACAAAUGUAUAUUUAUUUUUUAUAAAGUUUAUUGAAUUUUUUUGUAUAUAAGUGUGGGGAAACCAUGACAUUUUUAUCUGGACUCAUUACGGUAAUGAAUUUGUGAAUCAAAAAUAUGUUUAAAAAUAUAGAAAAUAUCAUUUUAACACAAAACAAUGAAUUGUGCCUCAUAAUGGCUAUAUUGUUCAUUCAUAUAAAAGUGAAAUAUAUUUAGUUUAAUAAAGUAUGUCCUUAUAAUCUUCACAGACAGAACUUCAUGAGAAUCACCCAUUUGUUAUUUACACACAGUAACUCACAGGGAACGCAACAUUUUCAAACUGACUUCAACGAGGCAGGAAGAUUUUUAAAGUUGUGAUGUUUCUUCGUCAUCUCUCUUUGAAGUGUAAGUUAAAUUAAGUACCGUAUUUCCUCAAAUAGUAGCCGGGGCUUCUAUUAAUAAAAAUCUGUUUGUUCCAUAUUGGAAGUACUGGGAUGUAAACAAACAAUGAACAGCUGAAUGUUCAUUUUAACAGGAUUUAAAAUGUCUAAACUAGUAAAAAGCCCAGCAGAACGUGUGUAAACGGCUGGACUUUCCAGAGAAUGACUAGGACAGCAGAGAAACAACCAUAUUUACCUUCAGGACUAACUCGUGGGGACAAACUUCUAAAUACAGAAAUCUGUUACCGUCAGAUGAUGUUUCCUGAAUGGUGUUCUCCGUAGAUCACCUCUGGUUGGAGUUAGGAUUUCAGUUUAAGGUGAGGCCUUGUAGAGAGAACUGUUUGGGGUUCAGGUAAACCUGGGCUCAUGUUAACAACUUAAAGGAGGACUGGUUGGGGUCAGGGGUCAGGUUGGCGCAAAAAAAAGUCACAAAAUGAAAGAAAAAAAGCUAAAUUCCUUAAAAAAAGACACAAAAUGACCAAAAAAAGACAGAAUUAUCAAAAAAGACACAAAAUUACAAACAAAAAAAGACACAAAAAGACACUAAAUGACAAAAAAACCCAAAAUGACAGAAAAUAACUAAAUUACUUAAAAAGACACAAAAUGACAAAAAAAGACACAAAAAUGACCCAAAAAAAAUUACACAGAAUUACCAAAAAAGACACAAAAUUAUUUAAAAAGACACAAAAAAGACAUAACACGACAAAAAAAAGACACAAAAUGACCAAAAAAAAGACACAGAAUGACCAAAAAAGACAGAGAAAGGAGGACUGGUUGGGGUCAGGGGUCAGGUUGGGUGGAAAAAAAAGACAGAAAAAAAGCUAAAUUCCAAAAAAAAAAGACACAAAAU
Messenger RNA from Centropristis striata (black sea bass), 5323 nucleotides. Its product is annotated as neuronal acetylcholine receptor subunit alpha-9-like. NCBI's taxonomy places the organism in Eukaryota, Metazoa, Chordata, Actinopteri, Perciformes, Serranidae. Gene Ontology annotation, molecular function: acetylcholine-gated monoatomic cation-selective channel activity; transmembrane signaling receptor activity. Gene Ontology annotation, biological process: chemical synaptic transmission; nervous system process; regulation of membrane potential. The record is from RefSeq and is a predicted model, not a curated record. The transcript is spliced from 6 exons. The coding region runs from base 120 to 1757 and encodes 545 amino acids. Gene Ontology annotation, cellular component: postsynaptic membrane; synapse; neuron projection.